AUGGUGAACGGGACCGCGGCGGUGCUGGAGCCCACAUUCACGGGGUAUGUGGCUACCACGCAAGAUGCGCUGAUUUUGUUCGAGGCCUGCUUGACAGGUGUCUUGCACCAUGUCCCCCGCCGACCCCAUGAUCGCGAACGAAGCCACUUGGUGCGCAGUGGCAGCGUCUUCAUCUACGAGGAGAACUCUUCAGGCAUCAAGCGCUGGACCGACGGUGUCACCUGGUCCCCCAGUCGCAUCCUCGGCAACUUCCUGGUCUAUCGCGAACUUGAGAAACCCUUCCCCCCUGGGGAAAAGAAGCGCGCGAUGAAAAAGGCCAACCGACGACCUGUCCCUGCCACCAGACCUGGCGAGCCCUACCCACGACACGACAGCAACGGCUCCGGUUACUCCCCCACAUCACCACCAGGACCGUUUGGCGACAACCGAGCACCACACCAGUCUGAGGUGGAGCGGGCAUUGGUGGGGUCGCUGGUUGACUCGUACGGCUUCAAGGACUCGGGCUUGGUCAAGAAGACCAUGAGCGUCACCGUCAUGGGCAUCACGCACCACCUCGUCUCAUACUAUAGCGUGGAGGACGUGAUGCGCGGUGUACUCAACCCACCAUCCAUGGUCGAAUCCCUGCGCUACAUUCGGCCGCGAGUUGAACUCACCCAAAAACAAAGCUUCCGUGCCCCGAUCGACGACCUGGAGACCAGCGCGAUGGAGAAUCCCCACGACCCCUCACACGCCGCUCUGUACGGCUACCGGCCCCAGCAGAUGAUGGCCCCGCCCGGCGCCUAUAGCAUGCCCAAUCCCUCUGCCGACUUCUACAUGCACGCCGGCCCCUAUGCCGCUACCCAUGCCCCGCAACAACCAGGCCCCAUCACAGGCUAUUCGAUGGCGGGCUCCAUGCCUGGCCAGUCCGCGCCAAACCCAUAUCUUCCCUCUCCUUCGGCGGUGGCCGCAAACUCUGCCGCCAUGGGUCCUAAACCUGAAGACUAUCACGCGUUCCGUGCAGGGCCCUACGGCGGCAGCAUGGACAGCGUCAGCCAUAGCUCGCUAUCUUCCAGCAUCCCAGGCAUGAACACGGCGAUUCCAUCUUCAUUCAGCGACCGUAACCGCUCCGCCUCCGACCACAGUCCCUCCGCUUACCGCAACUCAUCCAUUUCUUCGCGCAGCGUUGCGACCGACGCGACCUCGCCGAUGGAUCCAUCAACACCUGGGACUUACUCGCGCAGCAGUUUCAGUCUCUCCAGCCAGCUGGAAGCUAGCAACCCCAACACACCCAUUGAAAGCCGCGGUAUGGGCCCACUGGAUCAUCAUAACGUGCCGCGACGCGACUCGAACCCCGUGCAUCCAUCCUACUAUGCCCCCGACCGCAGCCAGUAUUACGUGAAUGCGGCGACUCCGGUAAAUCACCCCCACUACGCAGCCGCGCAGCCACUAUCAACGUGGACGACAACGGCGCCCGCACAACCGCAAAUCUAA
Molecule: messenger RNA, 1470 nt
Organism: Penicillium daleae
Lineage: Eukaryota; Fungi; Ascomycota; Eurotiomycetes; Eurotiales; Aspergillaceae
Product: camp independent regulatory protein
Exons: 1
Coding region: 1-1470 (489 amino acids)
Molecular function (GO): DNA binding
Source: RefSeq, a predicted model, not a curated record